Tachysurus fulvidraco (yellow catfish) is the source of this 2782-nucleotide messenger RNA. RefSeq names its product heat shock factor protein 5-like. The record is from RefSeq and is a predicted model, not a curated record. The coding region runs from base 147 to 1712 and encodes 521 amino acids. Gene Ontology annotation, molecular function: DNA-binding transcription factor activity; sequence-specific DNA binding. The transcript is spliced from 8 exons. Gene Ontology annotation, biological process: regulation of DNA-templated transcription. NCBI's taxonomy places the organism in Eukaryota, Metazoa, Chordata, Actinopteri, Siluriformes, Bagridae.
UCAAAGCUGGAAACGAGGAAUCUGCAGAAAGAGCCGAGAUAAUAUCAGGUCCGCGCGUGCUUAAGUGUUUACAAAUAGUUUCAACGCUUCUGAUCAAAGCUGGAAACGAGGAAUCUGCAGAAAGAGCCGAGAUAAUAUCAGCUAGGAUGGACGUCAACCGCAGAAACUUUCCCAGCAAAUUGUGGCAUUUGGUGAAUGAUCCUCAGAUUUCCUCAAUCUGCUGGGAUGACUGUGGGGAAGGAAUACUGAUCUGCCAGGAGGCCUUCAAAGCUGAAGUCCUAUCUACAGCCAACAAGCGGAUGAACAAGUACUUCGAAACGAAAGACUUCAUCAGUUUUGUUCGUCAGCUAAACCUGUACGGCUUCAGAAAAGUGCGCCCGGACUAUGAGAUCUCAGAGUGGCAAGUCAGCACCAUGCAUCACUUUUCCAACCCCAACUUCAAACGGGCUAACCCAGAGCUUCUGGUCAAUUUAAAGCGACUGACACCUUCCAACAAGGCCAAGCUUGCCGCUGGGCCAGAAGUGUCCGACCAGUCAAGACGUUCCCAUUAUCCGAAGCAGGAUUCACCUGAAAACACUGCUGUGGUCGCUGGCAUGGAAGUCAGUGAAAUGCUUCUCUCCGUCCGGAUCAACCGCAGAAACUUUCCCAGCAAGUUGUGGCAUUUGGUAAAUGAUCCUCGGAUUUGCUCAAUCUACUGGGAUGACAGUGGGGAAGGAAUACUGAUCUGCCAGGAGGCCUUCCAAGCUGAAGUGCUAUCUACAUCCAACAAGCAGAUGAACAAGUACUUCGAAACAAAAGAUUUCAUCAGUUUUGUUCGUCAGCUAAACCUGUACGGCUUCAGAAAAGUGCACCCAGAUUCUGAGAUCUCAGAGAGGCGAGACAGCACCAUGCAUCAUUUUGCCAACCCCAACUUCAAACGGGCUAACCCAGAGCUUCUGGUCAAGCUAAAGCGACUGACACCCUCCAACAAGGCCAAGCUUGCCGCUGGGAUAGAAGUGUCCAAGCAGUCAAGACGUUCCUAUUAUCCGAUGUGGAAUUCACCUGAGAACUCUGCUGUGGUCGGCACAGAUUUAGUUGAGCACCAAGGAACUCCUCAUCACCUGUACUCUCAGCAGGGGAAGGGGUCCGACACAACACCCCAAACCUCCCAGGCAUUUGUGACAGCUCAUGGUGAUUCAGGCCCUGAGUUAUGUCACUUCCAGAUGGAUUUUUUGCGGGCACAUCCAUCCAGUCGAAUGCUACAGGGCUCACAUGGUGAUUCAAGGUCUGAGUUCUGUCACUUCCAGACAGAUUUUCCGUGGGCACAUCCAUCCAGUCGAAUGCAACAGGGCUUACGUUGUGCAGUGCCUGAUGGGAAUUUAAGUGCCUUCAUACCUCAUUACUCACAAUGCAGACCUGAUGCACCAGAGUAUCAGUGCUAUAUGCCAGGCUUCUUUGAUUCAAACAUGCGCUGCUCCCAACAAGAAGUUGCCUCCUACACUCAUUGUGGCUUUGAUCCUGACUACUCAUUUAGCCACCUCCAGUACACUGUCCAGAAUCCAAACUGGAAAUCAGCUGAUGCUCCAGAUCCCAGGAAAAGUUACAUGAACCUGGAUACUGAUGAAGUGGAAGUUGAAGUGCAGGACUCCUCAGUCAGCCAUGUCCGUUGCACUGAUGAUGAUCUGGAUCCCAGGAAAAGUUACAUGAACCCAGAUACUGUUUUCAAAGUGUAAAAUGAAAUGCAGGUCAGAUUAUACAGAAAGUAUUAUUAUGCACUUAAGUCAGAUUAGAUGAUCCCCAUCAAGAACACCCCCGUGCUAAUAAUAGACUUUGUGUAAUAUAUAUAUAUUGUAUGUACUAUAAGAACCAAAACUCUGUAUCCAGUACCAGGUUUAUCAUUGGCUCUGAUAGUUCAAGGCCAUAUACUGUAUUAUGCUUCAUUUUUAAAAAUGGACAAUUCAAGGCCAAAUUUCAUGUAAACACUAACAUGUGUGCUCCUAAAAUGCACUGAUAAUUGUAGUAUAAUUUACCAAACAGCAGUGAUGCACCUUGAUGCAAUUUUUAUUUUGAUUUCAUGAGAUUGAUUUUUUUUUAAAUUAAUUUAUUUUUUUAACAAAAGUGCAAGGUAAUAAAAAACACUUAAACUAUAACCUAAACAUAAAUUGUUUACAAUGUUAAUCAGCAUGUGCAACUAUUCAGCUGGUAAAAUGCUGUUAAUUAAUCUAUACUACUGUAUUUACUAAGCAACCUGAUUAAUCCUGUUCUAUGCACCUGCUUUAACAUUAACACACAGUUACAAAUUUGUUGAUGUUCUUAGUCAUUGCAUGUCUCUUUCAAUAAGUACAUACGUGAUGUACCGAGUCUGAAUAUCUCAGACAAGAUUUUACAAAAGAUCAUAUCAGAACAACAUUUCUAAGUACACUGUAAAAAAUUUGGAGUGGGAUUUACUUGAAAAAAGCUUGGAAAGUUUUUUCACUCAGAAAAGGCUAGUAAAUUUACAAAUAUUUGCCAAGUAAAAGCCUAAACAUAAUUAUUAGUAAGUUUAAUUAGACAUUUUUAAGUUUUUAAUUGUUAAGUUUACUUGGGAAGUAAAUUUUAUUGACUUUUUGUUUGUAAAUAUUACUUAAGUAAUGCUUAUAAAUAUAUGAUUUAUUGCAUUUUUUUUACACAAGAGGCCUAGUUAUCUUUUUAGUUAUCCUGAGUAACCUUUACUUUAAAUGUUCUAACAUAUCUACAUAUCUAACAAUUUGUGAUGCAUCAUAACUGAUGUCUUCAAUAAAAAAUUAAAAAAAAAAAAAAAAAA